Molecule: messenger RNA, 2436 nt
Organism: Scophthalmus maximus (turbot)
Lineage: Eukaryota; Metazoa; Chordata; Actinopteri; Pleuronectiformes; Scophthalmidae
Gene: srsf5b
Product: serine and arginine rich splicing factor 5b
Exons: 8
Coding region: 176-1162 (328 amino acids)
Cellular component (GO): nucleus; ribonucleoprotein complex; cytoplasm
Molecular function (GO): mRNA binding
Source: RefSeq, a predicted model, not a curated record
UCGUGCGUCACCCGAGCACCAGCGACCCCCGAGGACGUUCGGUUGCCCCGCCCCCUUUUCCUUAACGGCACAGGGUCCAUUUUGUUUUAUUCUGGAUUUUUGCAGGGACUCGUCGAGAGCUAGCUUAAAAACAACGACACACACCGCUGAGGCCACUUGAAGAAACAUUUCCAACAUGAGUGGCUGUCGUAUCUUCAUCGGCCGACUCAGUCCCUCGGCCCGGGAGAAGGACGUGGAGAGGUUCUUCAAAGGAUACGGCCGCAUCCGAGACAUCGACCUCAAGAGAGGCUUCGGGUUUGUGGAGUUCGAUGACCCCAGAGAUGCUGAAGAUGCAGUGUAUGAGCUUGAUGGCAAAGAGCUGUGCAAUGAAAGGGUGACCAUUGAGCACGCUCGUGUCCGUCUGCGCGGCGGCCGUGGCAGGGGUGCUGCCGGCGGCGCUGGAGGUGGUGGUGGUGGAGGAGGUGGUGGUGGUGGUGGUGGUGGUGGUGGUGGUGGUGGACGGUUCUCUGCUGACCGCUAUGGCCGAGGCUCCCAGAACAGUCGGAGCCGAAACCCUCCUCCGAUGCGCACGGAGAACCGUCUGAUUGUGGAGAAUUUGUCCUCUCGCGUGAGCUGGCAGGACCUGAAAGAUUUCAUGAGACAAGCUGGAGAGGUGACAUUCGCAGACGCACACCGGCCCAAGCUCAACGAAGGGGUUGUUGAGUUUGCCUCUUACAGUGACCUGAAAAAUGCCCUUGAGAAACUGUCUGGAAAGGAAAUCAAUGGCAGGAAAAUUAAGCUCAUAGAAGCAGCAAAGAAGAGGUCCAGAAGUCGUUCCCGGUCUGACAGCUCCUCGCGCUCUCGGUCUCGUUCCCGCGGUCGCUCUCCAUCACGCUCGCCCAGACGCUCACGCACCCCCACGAAGGCCCACAACCGCUCCCGCUCCCGCUCCCGCUCUCGCUCUCGCUCCCGCUCCCACUCCCGCUCCCGCUCUCGCAGCGUCUCUCCCGCCGGCAGCCCCUCGUCCCCCAAAACAAAGGAUCCCGCCAAGCGCUCCAAGAUAAGCAAGUCCGCCACCCCGCCCCCCCUGCCGCCCGCCCAGAGGGUCUCCAUCUCCCGUUCCCGCUCUCGUUCUCGUUCUCGGUCUCGCUCUCGCUCUCGCUCGACUGACAGCCAGCGCUAAGGGGGGCGCGGUCACGUUCUUAAGGGGAAGUGACUCGUUUCAGCCGUAGAUUCAGCUUUGAGGUGUUGGCACACCGGCGUUCCAACGGACCCCUCAGAGAGAGGACAUGAGAGUUUUCCUCCAGUUAAGUUUGGUUUCUUUCCCCGUCCGGAAUUUUUCUCGUCGCCGCCCUCAAGUUCUUCACAUUUUACACAUACGUUUUUGAUUUUCAGACAUUUCAUAGUUAUUGGACAUUUACAUAAAUUAACAUCACUUUUUAAAGACAGCACAUUAACAGUACCGAACCAUAUGCAUGUUUUCACCCAGUGACUCCUCACCUCUGAAUCUAUUCACCCAAGCGAGGCUGCAGGUCCAGCGCUGCUGCGCCAUCGCCUCAUCUCACCAAAUCACCACAAUGCCCCGAGUGAACCAGAGUCUAGAUUCGCUCUCAUUGGGCUCGUGGGUCGUUAUUAAUCUCUACACUUGGAAAAAUAAACCUUUCAAGAGAGAAUCUGUAUUUUUUUUGUCCAGCAGCACCUGGAUGUUUUUAAAAAAAAAAAAAAAAAAGUUGUGACCACUUUCUUUCCUUCUUGUGACACUUGCUUAUAAGUUGGACACUUUUUAUCGCUCAUUUUCAAAGCCCUUUUUUGUCUUUUGCCCCUUUUUUCUUUUGCACUGUGCCGACCACUGCUGCCGAAUGAGCAAUACAACCUUUAGGAUGCUUUUGCAUGUGCUAUUUUGUUUGAUCAAAAUUCAGAACCUCCUCAUUGAUAUUUUAUUUGUGCUUAAAACUCAAAUACAAACCAUCAUUGCAACUGGCAUUUGCAGCUUCAGUAUCAAGAUCACAUGCGUACAAUUAAGCACAUUUUCUCCACUAGUCAAACGGCUGUACGCUAAAUUUUAAGGAUCUUGCAUUGACUGCUGGGCUUUUAUUUUGUCGGGAGAUGUAGGGCUGCGGUCCGCUCUUUGAUUUCAACACUUAAAAAGUGGUGUUGAUGUGUAAAAACAGUCAAUUCUAGAAUUGUAUUGAAUGUUAUUUUAUCUUUUUUUUCUUUCUACUUUUUUUUGUGUACAGCAUGGAGACUUUUGUUUUACAUACUUUGUGUUAAAUGUAAUUCCAAGAAAACUUGUUGGUACUGUGACAGGUGUUACUGUGGUUCGAAUGAACAUGUGGACAAUGUUGUGGAAAGAAACUACAUUUUUUUACAUUUGGAUUGUAUUUUCAGUGGCAAAUAUAAUGGACGUUUGUAUGCUGUAAAGAAUACAGUGGACUCAAUAAAAACAUUUUAACUUAA